Messenger RNA from Ictalurus punctatus (channel catfish), 2998 nucleotides. RefSeq names its product G protein-coupled receptor 155a (gene gpr155a). The record is from RefSeq and is a predicted model, not a curated record. The coding region runs from base 309 to 2783 and encodes 824 amino acids. Gene Ontology annotation, cellular component: membrane. The transcript has 16 exons. Lineage: Eukaryota; Metazoa; Chordata; Actinopteri; Siluriformes; Ictaluridae. Gene Ontology annotation, biological process: transmembrane transport; intracellular signal transduction.
CGGUUCAUAAAGUCAAGCCUAAACGGUGAGAAGAUAAGUAGAGAGUCUGGGAUGCGUGGUGUUGUAACGUGUGUAUCACGUUUCCUUUUGACAUGGAUCUGUUCUUGCUGAUAUUAAUAACGCCUCGCUUUGAACAGUCUCUCAGCAGGGACGAAACUGGUUAAAACAGGAGGGAAACUAUCUUUGUUUUCUUCGUCUGCUCGCCAUGUGGGGCUACAGUGCCGUUUCAUAACCGUCACAUCUGCAAGGUUCAGCACUUCACUACAACCAGACUUUAAGCCACCUUCCAUCUUCAGACCUCCAACAAGAUGGAUGUCCUUUCAAACACUGUCUCCAUGUCCAAGCACCUACAUGGAGAAGGCCACUCAUCUGUCUCUCCUCCUGCCAUGUCUAUCGAUAAACUCUUCCCUGCUCUCCUUGAGUGUUUUGGGAUCAUACUGUGUGGCUACAUCGCUGGUCGGGCCAAUAUCAUCACCUCUACCCAAGCCAAAGGUCUGGGGAACUUUGUGUCAAAAUUUGCCCUACCAGCACUGUUGUUUAAGAACAUGGUGUUGCUGGACUUUGGCGAUGUCAUCUGGCCAUUUCUGUGGAGCAUCUUGGUGGCCAAACUGAGUGUGUUCUUUGUUGUGUGUGUAUUGACCCUACUGGUAGCCAGCAAGGACAGCCGAUACUCCAAAGCUGGACUUUACUCCAUAUUUGCCACCCAAAGUAAUGACUUUGCCCUGGGAUACCCUAUAGUUGAAGCUCUAUACAGAAACACCCAUCCAGAGUACCUUCAGUACAUCUACUUGGUGGCACCAAUCUCUCUCAUGGUGCUCAAUCCUAUUGGGUUUGCAUUCUGCGAGGUCCAGAAACGGAGACGUGAGCAGCAGCAGCAGAAGAGUAAACUGCAUGUGGUCGGGGUGGUCUUGAUUCACGUUGUCAAGAAUCCCAUUGUCUUUAUGGUGGUAAUCGGGAUUGCUGCACACUUUGUCCUGGGCCCAAAGAUCCCUGAAUUCAUGCAGGAGUUUGUGGAUGGUUUGGCCAAUGCUUUUGGAGGAGCAGCUCUGUUUUAUCUGGGUCUGACCAUGGUGGGGCAGCUGAAGAAAUUAACUAGGUCCACUGUGGUGGCUCUCAUACUGCUCAUCACUGCCAAAUUACUGGUGAUGCCACUGAUUUGUAGAGCUAUGGUGGAGGUUUUGGACAGUGGGAAUAUUAGCUCUCAAAACCAGAGCAGUCUCUCCAAUUAUGCUUUCCUGUAUGGCGUUUUCCCCACUGCACCCAGUGUGGCCAUUUACGCCAGUCACUACAACAUGGAGCUGCAGGUGAUGACAUCAGGGAUGGUGAUCAGCACAUUCCUCUCUGCCCCAAUAAUGUACGUCUCUGCAUGGUUGCUGACUAUUCCCUGGAUGGAUCCCAAACUACUAGAAUCAGCACUACAGAACAUUAGCUUUAACAUCAGCAUUGUCAGCCUCGUUGCUCUUGUGUGGUGUGUUGCUGUGAGUAUAAUGAGUAAGAAGUUCUGCAGACGUCCACAAAUGUUUACCAUCAAUCUGUUCGUGGCACAGCUGAUGGCAUGUAUAGGUAUGAUCGCUUGGAAGUUUGUGGUGGUUAAGGAUAACUUUGUUGGUCAGGUUUUGACCUUUACUCUACUCUAUGGCUCACUCUACAGCACUUACAUUUGGCCAGGUCUAAUAGCUCUCUCUCUGUUCUUGCUGAGGAGGGAUGAGGAACUGAAAGUGCAGCCUGGAGUUUUAAUGCUGAUUGGUUGGGGAGUGCCAGGUGUAGCAAUAAGUAUCUUGCUCAUGGUGGGAGAGAAGAUGCCAGACACCAUUGACUCCGCCUUCUUUUUCGGUCCACCACAGGUUGUGUGUACAGUGGUCGUGUUGGGUGUGGGUAUAGCUGUAGCUGGAAUGUCCCUCUUGCUGCUCAGCAGAGGCACACAGGAAUAUCAAACCCUUGAGCAUGGCUCUCUGAAUGCCACUGCAAAGGACCGCAAGACUGAGAACAGUACACAAACCCAAAGCACUAUUGAACAGCCCACCAUAGAGGAUGGUAUUAGGAGAGGGUGUCAGGAAUGUGUGUGUAACUGUACUUCAAUUCAGACUGUACCUAAUAUUUGCAACAGCAGUGUGAAGGACACACCAUCUAUACAGCCAGGUCAAUGUGGAAACUGCUGUGACUCCUCUCAUUGUUUGCUGGUAGAAGAGGAACAGAAACAGCAGAGUGCAGACAGACAGGUGGCUAGACAUGUACUUCUCUGUCUUCUACUCACUGUCAGCCUCCUAGCUAAUUUCUCCAGCUACCUCUGGUGGCUCUUCAGUCCAGUUCCAGGCAGACUCUACUUAGAGCUGCAAUUCUUCUGUGCUGUGAUCAACUUUGGACAGGGCUUUAUAUCAUUUGGCAUUUUUGGCCUUGACAAACAUUUAAUCAUUAUACCAUUUAAAAAGAGGUUAGCACGUCUGAUGCAGACUCAGAAACAGGAGGCAGCAGGAUCCUCUGUGUCUGAGGAGAUCAGACUGGCCUGCAAUCAGUUUCUCAAGUACCAUAAAGAAAAAUGUGUCCAGGACAUUGUCCAGGAAAAGAGGUGUGGGGAGCACAGUGUAGCGCACACGUUUCUUGGCAGUGAAAUGGUGCUGUGGCUGCAGACUGUUGGAUUGGCCAAUGACCAGGGGGAGGCACUGCUCUAUGGCUCCCGUCUGCUGGAUGGCGGAGUCAUCCACCACAUCACUCAUGACUAUGAUUUCCAAGACGACGACUUGCAUUACUGUUUCACAGAGGGCUGUGUUGUCCUUAACGCCUGAUAAUAUUGUACCAACAAAAGACAUAACACCUGACUUAACCAUUAGUGUGAUUUAUGGCUUGUUAGGAGUUACACUUACCAUAAACUGACUUGUUUACAGGACGAAAAGGUAUGCAAUUAACAAUGUGAUGCUUUGGAGUACACUAUAUGUAUAUGAUGAUGAUUUGUACAAGGGUACAAUGCACUGAAUAUUUCAAAUACAAUGCAAGACCAUCA